This is a messenger RNA of Penicillium roqueforti, 213 nucleotides long. RefSeq lists its product as uncharacterized. The coding region runs from base 1 to 213 and encodes 70 amino acids. The record is from RefSeq and is a predicted model, not a curated record. The transcript has 3 exons. NCBI's taxonomy places the organism in Eukaryota, Fungi, Ascomycota, Eurotiomycetes, Eurotiales, Aspergillaceae.
AUGGCGCAGACGACAUGUGAGGCUGAAACGACGGUCAAAAAGUACAAUCGCAAACAAGGAAAUCUUCCAGAAAGCAUAUUUGGAAUACCAGGCCCGAGGGUGAGAUAUGUAAAUAGGGCGAGAUGGUGUGGGGACCGAAAAUUUGGCAGAUCACUAACGGAUUGCGUAUUAUUUUUGGGGUUUACCAGCGGCUACGUUUUAAUUGGAGAUUAG